Mycena indigotica is the source of this 1686-nucleotide messenger RNA. RefSeq lists its product as uncharacterized. The record is from RefSeq and is a predicted model, not a curated record. The transcript has 4 exons. Bases 16 to 1686 code for a protein of 556 amino acids. Lineage: Eukaryota; Fungi; Basidiomycota; Agaricomycetes; Agaricales; Mycenaceae.
CCUCUCUCUGCCAUCAUGUCCCAGGGACUGCCGCUGCUGGACCUCGCCCCGGAGCUCAUCCACGCUUGUCUCCUCUUCCUCCCUCUGGAUGACAUCGCGUCGUGUUUGCACGCCGGGAGUCGCCUGCUUACAACACUCAUCUUGAACUCUCCUUCCAUCCGCUAUCGCAUCGAGCAAGAGGAGGCGGGGGUUGAAGAAAACCCUUACUCAUCUGCCUUUUCAGGGCUGGAUACAUCCGCGCGAUUGGCCGCGCUGCGCGCCCGCGAACGCCGCUGGCGCGAAUUCGACCCGGUAUCGCGGCACACAAUCGAGUACCCGACAUGGCCGGUACUGCUAUACACCAUUCGCGCCGGGCUCUGGCUGGAGGCGCGGGAAGCACAUGGUACGGGGGGAUCGGCGCUUGCCGACUCGCUGUCUUAUAUAGACAUGGCGCCGCAAGCGCAGCCCGCGGUCUGGCACACCGUGUUUUCUGGGACCAACUUUGCAAAUUUCGCAACCGCGCUCGAGGAGCAUGAUCUGCUGGUCAUUUUCACGGUUAUUACAUGCCCUGAUGAUGCCUCGAUGGUCUCGAUCGACGCGCUCAUGCUCACGUUUUCAACGGGAAGCCCACAUCCGAUAGCAGUCUUGCCAAAGGUCCAUAUAACACGUCGAGCGUCAAAUAAUCCUAUCAGCGACCUCAACGCCGAAAUCUCCGGAGACCUCGUCGCGCUCGCAAUCUACAACGAGGACGAGAUGUACGCAGACACGAACUGCCUGUACGCGUUUAAUUGGAAAAGCGGGAACAUUUUACUGGGGCCGGUUGUCAGCACUACCUUUGGCCUGGCGUUUCUGAGCCCCCGCGACCUUAUGAUUGCGAGUGCGACAGAAAACUGCCUGUUCAUCUACUCCUUCUCCGACUCGUCGUCCGCCCUCGUUCCCACGACGGCAAGACUGUGGCUCCCCGGCGUCCGCCCACGCACGAGCAUCUCCGGUCCGCGAAUGCAAUGUCGUCGCUCGCCCAGCCCACACAACAAAUUAUCUCACCCACAGUAUUACCAAGCACAAUUCCCCCCUGUGCCGAACUCUGCCCAUGUCUUCCUGUCCUACGAGACGAUCGAUCUCGACAGCGACGACCGCGAGAUGCACCCGUUUGUCCUCUUUCCGGGAUACAUUCUGGAUGUUGUACAAUCGAUCAAGGAGGAAAGGGACGGGAACGUGGACGGGGGUGAGGUGGAAAUUGAAUGGAAGACGUGGGGAAAAACAUGCACCCGUUGGCUGGAGCCACAAGAGGUCGCAGGCGCUUGGAUACUCGCGAGCUCUGGACAUCGCAUGGUCGCGUAUCCGCCGUACGACCCCGUGGCGCCGCGUGACCAGCCGAAGCGGAUGAAGAUACUGGAUUUUAAUCCCUACGGUGUCGCUGCGCUGCGGAGUCUUGUCGACAACGGCCCCGGUGCCCCGGCUAACAUUGGCGAUCAUAGGCGGCUAGUCCGCACUGACUCAAAGGCGUUCCAAAAGAACACCCCCGGGUUUAUGCACUUUGACAAGCGCGUGCGGUCGGACAACCAGUAUAUCGAGAUCACUGUGCCGGAAACUUUCACAUUCGACAACGUCUACUUGAGUGAGGAGUUUAUUGUUGGGCGGACACUAGCAAGUGGUGACACGGUCGGCGCCCGGGGGGGGGUCUUGGAGGUCCUUUACUUUGGAUAA